Impatiens glandulifera is the source of this 1393-nucleotide messenger RNA. RefSeq names its product hsp70 nucleotide exchange factor fes1-like. The transcript has 5 exons. Gene Ontology annotation, molecular function: protein binding. The record is from RefSeq and is a predicted model, not a curated record. The coding region runs from base 180 to 1271 and encodes 363 amino acids. Lineage: Eukaryota; Viridiplantae; Streptophyta; Magnoliopsida; Ericales; Balsaminaceae.
GUUCCAGAAUCAAUGAACCAGUCGCCAUGAUAAAGAACGUUUGAGAAGCUUUACAGGAUCUCUCUAUAUAUAUGAACCGAUUGCGUUGAAACUAGAAAUACCCUUUCAAUCGUCUCUGGUCAAUUUCAACAACAAAGAACGAAAAACCUAUUCCUGUUUUUAAGCUUUCAUAUUCAAGAAUGGCGAAUGAAGGACCAAAAUGGGAUGGUUUGCUUAAAUGGAGUCUAUCUCAUGCUGAUGGUACUCGCCCUCCUCGCAAUUUAAGUGAGGAUGACCGGCGAUGGUUUAUGGAAGCUAUGCAAGAACAGACUGUGGAUGUUGUUAAACGUAUGAAAGAGAUUACUAUGGUGAUGCAAACUCCAGAACAAGUUCUCGAGUCUCAAGGAAUUACUCCUGCGGAUGUAGAAGCCAUGUUGGAUGAGUUGCAAGAGCAUGUAGAGUCAAUAGACAAUGCAAAUGAUCUUAAUUCAAUAGGUGGUCUGGUUCCUCUACUUGGUUAUUUGAAGAGUUCUCAUUCUAAUAUCCGUGCAAAGGCUGCUGAUGUUGUCACCACCAUAGUUCAGAACAACCCUAAAAGCCAGCAGCUUGUGAUGGAAGCAAAUGGAAUGGAACCUCUCCUUUCAAAUCUCGCUUCAGACCCUGAUCUUACUGCUCGAACAAAAGCACUUGGAGCGAUAUCAUCAUUGAUAAGGCAUAACAAACCUGGAGUUUCUGCAUUUCGAUUAGCCAAUGGUUAUGCUUCACUUAGAGAUGCAUUGAGUUCUGAUAACGAGAGAUUUCAAAGGAAAGCAUUGAACUUGAUUCAAUACCUUCUGAACGAGAAUGGAUCAGAUCGCAAAACUGUAACUGAUCUUGGUUUUCCUCGAAUUAUGAUGCAUUUAGUUUCCACCAGUGAAGAUUUAGAGGUAAGAGAAGCUGCGUUAAGUGGGCUUCUUGAGCUUGCUCAAGGCAGUCGUCUAGCUGAAGAAGAUGGUGAAAAGCUGAAGAAGAUUCUUCAAGAAAGGAUAGAAAGAAUAGGGUUGAUGUCAGCUGAGGAUUUAGGGGCAGCUAGAGAAGAAAGACAGUUGGUGGAUACGAUAUGGAAUGAGUGUUAUAAGGAACCGUCUUCAUUAAGGGAGAAGGGGCUGCUUGUUCUCGAGGGUGAAGAUGAACCUGCACCGGAUGUUGCUAGUAAGCUCUUUGAACCUCCUUUGAGGGCAUGGGCUGCGAAUCAAUCAAGUGAAAGCAAAGAGAAGAAAGAAACGAAUGCCCCUUUAUUGCUUGGUCCAUGAAGAGAAUGCAAAUGCUGAUUGAUUCUGAUUUUGAUCUAAAUUAGUUUUUGGGUUUUUGGCAUCAGAUUGUACCUAUAGCUUACCUUCUUCUUUGAAUUGAUACUUUCAUACUAUUUAUCUGA